UCAAGGCCCAGACCAAACCCUAACCGUAACUCUAGAGUUCUCGUUGCCGGCGUUCUGUCUUCGUCCUCUUUUCUCCCUGGGCCGGUUUCGUAACUAAGAUUUUGGCGACCAAAGUUCAGAAAUGGCUGCCGCUUUUGCUUCAAAGUUUUCCCGCGUCAGCCGUUCAUUGUUGGGUGGACUUGGAAACAAUUUGUCUACUUCAUUGACCACAUCAAAUGAGACAAUAUGCAGCAGUUUCAUCUCUCAGUUGCAGCAACAAAGAACUUUCAUACAGAUGAGGACUGUGCUAAAAGUAGUGGACAAUUCGGGGGCAAAAAAAGUGAUGUGCAUACAAUCGUUGAAGGGGAAGAAAGGAGCAAGACUAGGAGACACAAUCGUAGCAUCAGUGAAAGAAGCCCAUCCUAAUGGAAAAGUGAAGAAAGGAAAAGUUGUAUAUGGUGUAGUUGUGCGAGCUGCAAUGCAAAAAGGCCGCUGUGAUGGGAGUGAGGUCAAGUUUGAUGAUAAUGCUGUAGUACUUGUAGACAAGCAAGGCCAGCCUAUUGGGACGAGAGUGUUUGGUCCAGUUCCUCACGAACUCAGGAAGAAAAAGCACGUGAAGAUUCUUACUUUAGCAGAGCACAUCGCUUGAAAUCAAUAAUCAAGUCAGAGCCAAGGAUAGAAGGUUUUGUUUGUUAACUUCUUAAUUAUGUUCCCAAAAGCACAACCUUAACCGGAAGAAAGCAAGUGAAUCUGCUAAAACCAUCUGAUAAAUUUGUCUUUGGGAAACGAUAGGGAAGUUCUUGCAGAUAAUUCGUCUUCUAUUUUGAAUUUAAAAAACUAGUACGUGGCUGGUUAGUUUUCGAACACCGGUGCUUAAACGUGGUUUGAAAGUGUUUCAUAGAAUGUCUUUGUGUAUGCAAAUAUUUAUGCAGAAGCCAAACAUUUAUACAUUGUACAAUUUUAACUCAAAGAUUUAAGAUGAUUGCAUCAUCUAUCUAAGUAAUGAGUCCAUUGGCUUU
This is a messenger RNA of Cucumis melo (muskmelon), 998 nucleotides long. RefSeq names its product 50S ribosomal protein HLP, mitochondrial. NCBI's taxonomy places the organism in Eukaryota, Viridiplantae, Streptophyta, Magnoliopsida, Cucurbitales, Cucurbitaceae. Gene Ontology annotation, cellular component: mitochondrial large ribosomal subunit; ribosome. The record is from RefSeq and is a predicted model, not a curated record. Gene Ontology annotation, biological process: translation. Gene Ontology annotation, molecular function: large ribosomal subunit rRNA binding; structural constituent of ribosome. The transcript is spliced from 3 exons. The coding region runs from base 122 to 628 and encodes 168 amino acids.